This is a messenger RNA of Nymphaea colorata (pocket water lily), 1702 nucleotides long. RefSeq names its product 2-oxoisovalerate dehydrogenase subunit alpha 2, mitochondrial. Gene Ontology annotation, biological process: branched-chain amino acid catabolic process. Gene Ontology annotation, molecular function: oxidoreductase activity, acting on the aldehyde or oxo group of donors, disulfide as acceptor. The record is from RefSeq and is a predicted model, not a curated record. Bases 176 to 1588 code for a protein of 470 amino acids. The transcript has 9 exons. NCBI's taxonomy places the organism in Eukaryota, Viridiplantae, Streptophyta, Magnoliopsida, Nymphaeales, Nymphaeaceae.
ACUACCUUUCAUUUCUUGCGGUCACUUCCAGGCCAAAAUGAGAAGGGCGAGGAGGACGUGUCCCGUCCGUUUUCUCCUCUUACACCUACCGUGGUCCUUAUCCUCUUCCUGCCCUCCCCACAAAGCGGAAGAAAGGAAAUCGCAGUUCGAAGCGCAUUGUUCCUGAUUCUGAGGAAUGGCCACUCGUUUGAUUCGGUCAAGAGUUUAUGGCGUUCUGAGUAAUAUGGGUGUCGCCAAAUCUCUCAGACAAUCUUCAUGGGGAGCGUCCGUAGGUGUUUCGCGCAGUGCCUGUGUGUCUCAGAUUAGUGGGAGAGGACAAUCUUUCAUGUCUCAAUUCGGGAAGAUGGUGAUUGCGAAUUGGCGUUCGUUGUCGACUGAGGCAGAAGGCAAUGCUGCUCAGGAGGUUUUAGAUUUUCCAGGAGGAAAGGUCAUGUUCACUGCUGACCUUAGCUUUAUACCAGAGUAUCCUCAGCACCGUGUUCAUUGCUACAGGAUUCUCAAUGAUGAGGGGCAGCCCAUCUCUGAAAGUAGCUUCCAAGAGAUAGAAAAAGAAGUUGCUGUAAAAAUGUACACUGACAUGGUCAGACUUCAAAUAAUGGAUACCAUAUUUUAUGAAGCGCAAAGGCAAGGAAGAAUUUCUUUUUACCUUACAACGAUUGGUGAAGAGGCCAUCAACGUAGCAUCAGCUGCAGCUCUCAGUUUUGAUGACAUAGUCUUUGCUCAGUACAGAGAGCCUGGCGUUCUUCUUUGGCGAGGUUUCACUUUGCAAGAAUUUGCAAACCAGUGCUUUGGAAACAAGGCUGACUAUGGAAAAGGUCGCCAAAUGCCAAUUCAUUAUGGAAAAAACAAGCUCAACUUCUUUACUAUAUCAUCUCCAAUUGCGACACAGAUUCCUCAUGCUGUUGGGGCUGCAUAUUCCUUAAAAAUGGAUAAGGAACAAGCUUGUGCAGUGACUUAUUUUGGAGAUGGUGGCACGAGCGAGGGAGAUUUUCAUGCUGCAUUAAACUUUGCUGCUGUUAGGGAAGUUCCCGUCCUGUUUAUUUGUCGUAACAAUGGAUGGGCAAUCAGUACACCUACAUGUGAACAAUUUCGAAGUGAUGGUGUGGUUAGCCGUGGGCAGGCUUAUGGAAUCUGUAGUCUUCGAGUUGAUGGAAAUGAUACUCUAGCUGUUUACCAUGCAGUUUGUGCUGCUCGACAAAUGGCAAUCAGUGAAUCCAAACCUGUGCUAAUUGAGGCCCUCACCUACCGAGCUGGCCAUCACUCUACUUCUGAUGACUCAACCAAGUAUCGUCCAGUAGAUGAAAUUGAACACUGGAGAAAAGAGCGUGAUCCUGUCUCCAGAUUUAGAAAAUGGAUUGAUGGUAAGGGAUGGUGGACCAAUGCAGCAGAAUCAGAGCUUCGGAGUGAAAUCAGAAAGAAGAUGUUGAACGCAAUUCAGGUUGCAGAGAAGAUGGAGAAACCACCCAUCAGUGAGAUGUUUACAGAUGUUUAUGAUGUUCUGCCAUCUAACCUUCUCGAGCAGGAAAAACUACUAAGAGAGACAAUUAGUAAACACCCACAAGAUUACCCACCUGAUGUGCCUGUCUAGGUAGAAAUGACAAUCUUUAACAUGCCUUUGUACAUCCAUUCUUCAUUCAAGUACUCGAUCGAUAAAAUAUCCUAUCCUAUUCUAAUAAAUUCGAACAAAUAUUUUAUUUCUUUA